Molecule: messenger RNA, 7293 nt
Organism: Antechinus flavipes (yellow-footed antechinus)
Lineage: Eukaryota; Metazoa; Chordata; Mammalia; Dasyuromorphia; Dasyuridae
Gene: PTPRF
Product: protein tyrosine phosphatase receptor type F
Exons: 36
Coding region: 214-5979 (1921 amino acids)
Biological process (GO): protein dephosphorylation
Molecular function (GO): protein binding; protein tyrosine phosphatase activity
Source: RefSeq, a predicted model, not a curated record
UCCAGAGGCCGGACCGGCGGGUGGACGGGCACGGGGCCCGGGGCGCGAGGAGCCCGAGCAGGGCGGCCAUGCAGAGCGGGGGUACGGGGGCUCGCGGCAGCAGGAGCAGCAGCGCGGGAAUGAAGCAAGGACCCCCGGCUCCAGCCCAGGGCUCUCAGGCAUCAGUGCAGUAGAGGCGACAGAUUCGGAUCAGGUCUGCUGCUGGCCGCGGCCAUGGCCCCGGAGGCCGCCCCUCGGCGGGGGAUGGUCCCCCUGCUGCCCGCUCUCGUCUUCCUCGCGCUGGUGGUGGGCGCCCAGGCAGACAGUAAGCCCACGUUCGUGAAGGCCCCCGAGGACCAGACGGGGCUGUCGGGGGGCGUGGCCUCCUUCGUGUGCCAGGCCACUGGCGAGCCCAAGCCCCGGAUCACCUGGAUGAAAAAGGGCAAGAAGGUCAGCUCGCAGCGGUUUGAGGUAAUCGAGUUCGAUGAUGGGGCCGGGUCUGUGCUCCGCAUCCAGCCGCUGCGGGUGCACCGCGACGAGGCCAUCUACGAGUGCACGGCCACUAACAGCCUGGGCGAGAUCAACAUCAGCGCCAAGCUCACCGUGCUGGACGAGGAUCAGCUGCCUCAUGGCUUCCCCACCAUUGACAUGGGACCCCAGCUGAAGGUGGUGGAGAAGGCCAGGACAGCCACCAUGCUCUGUGCUGCCGGGGGCAACCCUGACCCCGAGAUCUCCUGGUUCAAGGACUUCUUGCCCGUGGAUCCAGCUGCUAGCAAUGGCCGCAUCAAGCAGCUCCGCUCAGGGGGCUCGCCGAUCAGAGGAGCUCUGCAGAUCGAGAACAGCGAGGAGUCGGACCAGGGCAAGUACGAGUGCGUGGCGACCAACUCGGCGGGCACGCGCUACUCGGCGCCCGCGAACCUCUACGUGCGAGUGCGUCGGGUGGCUCCCCGUUUCUCCAUCCCCCCCAGUAACUACGAGGUGAUGCCCGGGGGCAGCGUGAACCUGACCUGUGUGGCCGUGGGCGCCCCCAUGCCCUACGUCAAGUGGAUGGCUGGGGCCGAGGAGCUCACUCGGGAAGACGAGAUGCCCGUCGGCCGCAACGUGCUGGAACUCACCAACAUCGUCCAGUCGGCCAAUUACACUUGUGUGGCCAUCUCCUCCUUGGGCCUGAUCGAAGCCACUGCCCAGAUCACUGUCAAAGCGCUGCCCAGGCCCCCCAUCGAGCUGGUGGUGACCGAGACCACGGCCACCAGCGUGACCCUGACCUGGGACUCGGGGAACGCGGAGCCCGUGUCCUACUACGGCAUCCAGUACCGCCCGACGGCCGGCGACAGCACCUUCCAGGAGGUGGACGGCGUGGCCACCACCCGCUACAGCAUCGGCGGCCUCAGCCCCUUCUCGGAGUACGAGUUCCGCGUGCUGGCCGUGAACAACAUCGGGCGCGGGCCGCCCAGCGAGCUGGUGACGGCCCGCACCGGGGAGCAGGCGCCCUCCAGCCCGCCCCUGCGCGUGCAGGCCCGCAUGCUGAGCGCCAGCACCAUGCUGGUGCAGUGGGAGCCCCCGGACGAGCCCAACGGGCUGGUGCGCGGCUACCGCGUCUACUACACGCCCGACGCCCUGCUGCCCCUCAGCUCCUGGCACAAGCACAACACGGACGACAGCCACCUCACCACCGUGGGCAGCCUGGUCACCGGCAUCACCUACAGCAUCCGCGUGCUGGCCUUCACCGCCGUCGGCGACGGGCCGCCCUCCCCCCCCAUCCAGGUCAAGACGCAGCAGGGAGUGCCCGCCCAGCCCGCAGACUUCCAGGCCGAGGCCGAGUCGGACACCAGGGUGCUGCUGUCGUGGCUGCUGCCGCCCCAGGAGCGAAUCACCAAGUACGAGCUGCUCUACUGGGAAGGAGAAGACGGGCCCCAGCAAAAAGUGACCUUCGACCCGACCUCGUCCUACGUCCUGGAGGACCUGAAGCCAGACACCCUGUACCGCUUCCAGUUGGCUGCCCGCUCCGACCUGGGGGUGGGGGUGUUCACGCCCCCCAUCGAGGCUCGCACAGAGCAGUCCACCCCCUCUGCCCCUCCCCAGGACGUUCGGUGCGUCAGUACCAGCUCCACCACGGUCUGGGUAAGUUGGGUCCCGCCUCCGGCCGCCAGCCGCAAUGGCGUCAUCACCCAGUACUCCAUCGCCUACCAGGCGGUGGAUGGCGAGGACACUGCCCGACACGUGGUGGACGGCAUUGGACCAGACAGCUCCAGCCGAGAGAUCCAGGACCUGGAGAAGUGGACAGAGUACAGGGUGUGGGUGCGGGCCCACACGGACGUGGGGCCGGGCCCCGAGAGCCCCCCGGUGCUGGUGCGCACCGAUGAGGACGUGCCCAGCGCACCCCCGAGAAAGGUGGAGGUGGAGUCGGUGAAUUCCACCGCUGUGCACGUGUCCUGGAAGCUGCCCGUGUCCAGCAAACAGCACGGCCAGAUCCGCGGCUACCAGGUCACUUACGUGCGGCUGGAGAACAACGAGCCCCGCGGGCAGCCCAUCAUCAAGGACGUGAUGCUCGCCGAAGCUCAGUGGCGGCCGGAGGAGUCAGAGGACUAUGAGACCACCAUUGGAGGCCUGACCCCAGAAACCACCUACUCCAUCACCGUGGCUGCCUACACGACCAAAGGGGACGGAGCCCGGAGCAAGCCCAAGAUCGUCACCACCACGGGGGCAGUCCCAGGCCGGCCCACCAUGAUGGUCAGCACCACAGUCAUGAACACCGCCCUCAUCCAGUGGCACCCGCCCAAGGACGUGCCGGGCGAGCUGCUGGGCUACCAGCUGCAGUACCAGCGGGCGGACGAGGAGAAGCCGACCACGGAGGCCUUCGGCCACGAGGACCACCACUUUACCGUGACCGGCCUGCACAAGGGCGCCACGUACAUCUUCCGCCUGUCGGCCAGGAACCGGGCGGGCCCCGGCGAGGCGGCCGAGAAGGAGGUCACCACCCCCGAAGACGCCCCCAGUGGCUUCCCGCAGAACCUGCAGGUGGUCGGCUUGACCACGUCGACCACGGAGCUGCGGUGGGACCCGCCCGUGCUGGCCGAGCGCAACGGGCGCAUCACCAAUUACACCGUGGUGUACCGGGACAUCAACAGCCAGCAGGAGCAGCAGAGCGUCACCGGCGGCACCCGGCUCACCCUGGCCGGCCUCCUGCCCGACACCACCUACGACGUCAAGGUCCGCGCCCACACCAGCCGCGGCCCGGGGCCGCUCAGCCCCAGCAUCCAGUCGCGGACCAUGCCCGUGGAGCAAGUGUUCGCCAAGAACUUCCGGGUCAAUGCUGUGAUGAAGACGUCGGUGCUGUUGAGCUGGGAGGUCCCCGACUCCUACAAGUCUUCAGUGCCAUUCAAGAUCCUUUAUAAUGGACAGAGUGUGGAGGUGGAUGGUCACUCCAUGAAGAAGCUGAUCCGGGACUUGCAGCCCAACACCGAGUACUCCUUUGUGCUGAUGAGUCGCGGGAGCAGUGCUGGCGGCCUGCAGCACCUAGUAUCCAUCCGCACGGCCCCUGACCUCCUGCUGCAGAAGCCCCUGCCCAUGGCCAAGUACAUGGAGGAUGGCCGCUUUACCCUCACGCUCCCCAGGGUAGAGACCAAGUCGGCCAUAAGGUGGUUCUAUAUCGUGGUGGUACCCAUCGACCGCCUGGCUGGCGGCCCCCUCAGCCCUCGUUGGCAGACGCCAGAUGAGCUUGAGCUGGAUCAGUUGCUGGAGGCCAUUGGCCAGGGAGGUGCAGCAGCACGGCGACGGCGGCAGAUAGAGCGGCUGAAGCCCUAUGUGGCGGCUCAGGUGGAUGAACUGCCUGAGACCUUCACUCUCGGUGACAAGAAGAACUACAACGGCUUCUAUAACCGGCCUCUGUCCCCGGACCUCAGCUACCACUGCUUUGUGCUGGCUGCGCUGGAGGCGGGCGACACGAGACAGUACGCGGCCAGCCCCUACUCCGACGAGAUCCUCGUGGAAGUGUCCUCGGCUAAGCAGCAGGAUGAGCCCGAGAUGCUGUGGGUCAUGGGCCCUGUGCUGGCCGUCAUCCUCAUCAUCCUCAUCGUCAUUGCCAUCCUCCUCUUCAAGAGGAAACGGACCAACUCCCCUUCAGCCAAGGACGAGCAGGCCGUGGGGCUGAAGGACUCCCUGCUGGCCCACUCCUCCGACCCCGUGGAGAUGAGAAGGCUCAACUAUCAGACCCCAGGUUCCAGUGUCCCCAGUUGCCCGAACAUCUCAAGCAUGCGGGACCACCCGCCCAUCCCCAUCACGGACCUGGCCGACAACAUCGAGCGGCUCAAGGCCAAUGACGGCCUGAAGUUCUCCCAGGAGUAUGAGUCCAUUGACCCCGGGCAGCAGUUCACCUGGGAGAACUCGAACCUGGAGGUCAACAAGCCCAAGAACCGCUACGCCAACGUGAUCGCCUACGACCACUCCAGGGUCAUUCUCGCGUCCAUCGACGGGGUCCCUGGCAGCGACUACAUCAACGCCAACUACAUCGACGGCUACCGCAAGCAGAACGCCUACAUCGCCACCCAGGGGCCCCUGCCCGAGACCCUCGGAGACUUCUGGCGCAUGGUGUGGGAGCAGCGGACGGCCACCAUCGUCAUGAUGACGCGGCUGGAGGAGAAGUCCCGGGUGAAAUGCGACCAGUACUGGCCCAGCCGGGGCACGGAGACCUACGGGUUUGUCCAGGUGACGCUGCUGGACACGGUGGAGCUGGCCACCUACACCGUCCGCACCUUCGCCCUCUACAAGACCGGCUCCAGUGAGAAGCGGGAGCUUCGUCAGUUCCAGUUCCUGGCCUGGCCUGACCACGGGGUCCCCGAGUAUCCAACCCCCACCCUGGCCUUCCUGCGCAGGGUCAAGGCCUGCAACCCCCUGGAUGCCGGGCCCAUGGUGGUGCAUUGCAGUGCCGGCGUGGGCCGGACCGGCUGCUUCAUCGUCACGGACGCCAUGCUGGAGCGCAUGAAACACGAGAAGACCGUGGACAUCUACGGGCACGUGACCUGCAUGCGCUCCCAGCGCAACUACAUGGUUCAGACGGAGGACCAGUACGUCUUCAUCCACGAGGCGCUCCUGGAAGCCGCCACGUGCGGCCACACGGAGGUGCCGGCCCGAAGCCUCUACGCGCACAUCCAGAAGCUGGGCCAGGUGCCGCCCGGGGAGAGCGUGACCGCCAUGGAGCUGGAGUUCAAGCUGUUGGCGAGCUCCAAGGCUCACACGUCGCGAUUCAUCAGCGCCAACCUUCCCUGCAACAAGUUCAAGAACCGGCUGGUGAACAUCAUGCCCUACGAGCUGACCCGAGUGUGCCUGCAGCCCAUCCGGGGGGUGGAAGGCUCAGACUACAUCAACGCCAGCUUUAUCGAUGGCUACAGGCAGCAGAAGGCCUACAUCGCCACCCAGGGGCCGCUGGCUGAGAGCACGGAGGACUUCUGGCGCAUGCUCUGGGAGCACAACUCCACCAUCGUGGUGAUGCUGACCAAGCUUCGCGAGAUGGGCCGGGAGAAAUGCCAUCAGUAUUGGCCGGCCGAACGCUCCGCCCGCUACCAGUACUUUGUGGUGGACCCCAUGGCCGAGUACAACAUGCCCCAGUACAUCCUGCGGGAGUUCAAGGUCACGGACGCCAGGGACGGCCAGUCGAGGACCAUCCGCCAGUUCCAGUUCACAGACUGGCCCGAGCAGGGCGUGCCCAAGACUGGCGAGGGCUUCAUCGACUUCAUCGGGCAGGUGCACAAGACCAAGGAGCAGUUUGGGCAGGACGGGCCCAUCACCGUGCACUGCAGCGCUGGGGUCGGCCGCACGGGUGUGUUCAUCACGCUGAGCAUCGUCCUGGAGCGCAUGCGCUACGAGGGGGUGGUGGACAUGUUCCAGACCGUGAAGACCCUGCGCACACAGAGACCCGCCAUGGUGCAGACAGAGGACCAGUACCAGCUGUGUUACCGAGCGGCGCUGGAGUACCUGGGCAGCUUCGAUCACUAUGCAACGUAACCUCCGCUCGCUCCCUCCGUCCUCACCCUCAUCCCCGUCCCGUCCUGGGGCCCGGCAGGGGCGUCGGAGCCGCUCUGAGCCAUAGAGACCACGGGCCUGCCCCUCCCCCCCACGGCGGCGGCCCGGGCUCAGACCACAGCGCCCCAGGACCACUCCCCACACCCCAGAGCCAAACGCGUCUGGGGGGGCGGCUGCCGCCCCCACGCGCCUCAUGCUGCUUCUCCCCGGGCGGGCGGGCGAGGCUCCUUUUGUACUCAGUUCAAGUAGGGGUAGCUGGGCGGGUUUUGUAACCUUCUGAUUUCCCUCCUCGGUGGGCGGUGAAGGGUCCGCGCCCCGCGCUCGCGGGGACUUUCUCACUCUCGAACCUUUUCUUUGUGUUUACUCUUCUUGAUACAAAUAAACAGAAGAUGCCUUUCCUCCUGGGGAGCCCCUCGGGGAGCGGCCUCCCAGCCAGGGUCCCGGCGGCGGGCGGCAGGGGCCGCCCCGGGAGGAGCUCGGGCUCCCCGCAGCUGCAGGGGCCGCCACUGAUUCUGUUCUUUUUCCUUUGGUUUUCCUUAAAGGCCUUUUUUUAGGUGCCACAGCUGUUGGGGGGAGGGGGGAGGGAAGGGGGCCUGGGGGAGAGGGGAAAUACUCAGCUCCAAUCAUCUAUUCCAAUGCGUGUUUCAGAAUUACAGCCUGGUACUGAAGCGUCUGGGGAGACCCCGGGAGGGCGCGCCCGUCACCCCUGGGUUUGCAGAGAUUAAAAAUACUCUCCCGCCUCCGCGUGUGGCGGGAGCCGGAGCGCCCGCCCCGCUCUGGGCGCCCCGCCUCCUCUCGCCUCCUCUGCUGCCCCGGGCUGGGCGGGCAGCGGGGCCGGGCAAGGCCCAACCGAUCAGGAGAGCGUCCGGCGCGCACAGGGAAGAGCACAAUUCCGAGCCCAGCCCCCACCCUGGGCGGCGCCCGGGCCAGCCGGAAGCACACUUGUCCCCCGGACGCGGGGGCCCCGCCCCCACCUGUAGCUGUUUUCUAGGAGUUCAUCAUCACAACCAACGUUCGACUUCAGGGUGUCCUCAUGAACCAAUGUGGCCAGACUACUGGACUCGGUGUACCUAGUCGCAUCCCCCCUCGCUCAGGGGCGCGCCGGGCCGCCCGGCCAGCGGGGGGCGGGCCCUCGGGUCACUGCGGGAGGAGCCAAUGUCCAUUUCUGCCUUGUGGGUGUAGUGCUGUUGGGUGGGUGCGCGCUGUAUGCCACGCGUCUGUUUUCUACUUGUUAUGAGACUGCGGCGUCAUUGCAUAAUUCUGGAUGUUAAUAAAUUUGAAUAAUCGGGUUUCAUA